Cannabis sativa is the source of this 1072-nucleotide messenger RNA. RefSeq names its product NDR1/HIN1-like protein 3. Gene Ontology annotation, cellular component: plasma membrane. NCBI's taxonomy places the organism in Eukaryota, Viridiplantae, Streptophyta, Magnoliopsida, Rosales, Cannabaceae. The transcript has a single exon. The record is from RefSeq and is a predicted model, not a curated record. The coding region runs from base 11 to 751 and encodes 246 amino acids.
CAGUUAUGACAUGUACUCACUCAACUCAACUCAACGAUUCUUAAUUCUUAAUUCUUAUUUGCCUUUCUCAUAUCGACUUUUCUUUUAUUCGAAUAUAAUGUCAGAUAUCGAGAAACCAACCACCGAUGAAAAUGGGCCGGAGUCUGAUGAGCCCAAAAGCCGAAAAGCCUUGAUUUUGAAGAUCGUAGCAGCCGUGGUUGUCGUCAUUGGACUCACCAUACUAUUCUUCUGGAUCGCAGUCAAUCCCAGAAAGAUGAAAUUCCACGUCACCGAAGCCUCCUUCACUCAGUUCAGUCUCUCUAAUGACAACACAAAUCUUCUGUACAACCUUCGCCUUUCAGUCACCGUACGUAACCCUAACAAGAGGAUAGGGUUCCAGUACGACCUAGUCGAGACAGAAGCUUAUUACUACGGCGAGAAAUUCGACUCGGGGAAUCUUGUGUCGUUUUACCAACCCCCGAAGACCACGCGGGUUGUCGACACGUGGCUUUCGGGACAGGGAAAGGUGAGGUUAGAGUCGGAGGAGGUUGUGGAGUUUAAGGAGAGGAAUGGUAAUUCUGGGGUUUACCCUGUUGAUUUGAAGAUUCAUUUCUAUACUAGUGUGAGAUUGGGAAGCAUGAAUAUUGGUGAUUUUAAGGUUAAGGUUAAAUGUGGUUUGAAGGUUCCUUUGAGUGGUACUAGCUCUACUGCUUUUAAUCCUACCAAGUGCGACGUUGAUUUCAACCCACUUCUCGUCAUUUAUACUGACUGAUGAGAUCAUCAAAUGUUUCUCUCCCUCGAUAUGGAAUAUUAUUAUUAUCUGAGUUUUUCUUUAUAUAUUUAAAUGUUUGUACUAGGUAAUUUAAUAAUGUGUCGUUUUUACUUUGUUUAUUAAUUAUUGAUCGAAGAUUCAUUGUAACGGUUUAUAUAUAUGGUACAAAUAUCAUAUAUAUAUAUACAUGUACUUGUUGUUUUGAUUUAUAAUUUAUCAUAUAUUGAUUAUUAAUGUUACUGCUGGGUAAUUAGGAAGUAUGUUCAAGUUCAAUCAUACUGGUUUUUCAUUACAUUAAACAUAAUAUUUAUUCAAUAACUA